Propithecus coquereli (Coquerel's sifaka) is the source of this 1278-nucleotide messenger RNA. RefSeq names its product polymerase (DNA directed), beta (gene POLB). Gene Ontology annotation, cellular component: nucleus. The transcript is spliced from 14 exons. Bases 189 to 1142 code for a protein of 317 amino acids. The record is from RefSeq and is a predicted model, not a curated record. Gene Ontology annotation, biological process: double-strand break repair via nonhomologous end joining. NCBI's taxonomy places the organism in Eukaryota, Metazoa, Chordata, Mammalia, Primates, Indriidae. Gene Ontology annotation, molecular function: DNA-directed DNA polymerase activity; DNA binding.
CGCCGCGCGCCGCGCCCCCUGUCAGAGGCAGCCAUUGUUCCGCGGGUCGUGCCGGUCGCGCCGGUCGCGCCGGUCGCCCUGGGUCUGGGUUGCUCCUGUCCGGUCUCCAAGUCCUGCUCCCUCCUUAAAGCUGGGAGGGCGCCGGUCCCUGGUCCUGAACACUGCAGGGUUCUCGGGUGCAGGCCACCAUGAGCAAGCGGAAGGCGCCGCAGGAGACUCUCAACGGGGGAAUCACUGACAUGCUCACGGAACUCGCAAACUUUGAGAAGAACGUGAGCCAGGCUAUCCACAAAUACAAUGCUUACAGACAGACUAGCCAACCUGGAGUGGGAACAAAAAUUGCUGAAAAGAUUGAUGAGUUUUUAGCAACUGGAAAAUUACGUAAACUGGAAAAGAUUCGACAGGAUGAUACGAGUUCAUCCAUCAAUUUCCUGACUCGAGUUAGUGGCAUUGGAUGCUGGAUUGGUCAAAGCCCCAUCCAAGCUUUAUUUAUCUUCUAUACAGAUCUCAGAAAAAAUGAAGAUAAAUUGAAUCAUCAUCAGCGAAUUGGUCUGAGGUAUUUUGAAGACUUUGAGAAAAGAAUCCCUCGUGAAGAGAUGUUACAAAUGCAAGAUAUUGUACUAAAUGAAGUUAAAAAAGUGGAUUCUGAAUACAUUGCUACGGUCUGUGGCAGUUUCAGAAGAGGUGCAGAGUCCAGUGGCGACAUGGAUGUUCUUCUGACCCAUCCAAGCUUUACUUCGGAAUCAACCAAACAACCAAAGCUGUUACAUCGUGUUGUGGAACAGUUACAGAAGGUCCAUUUUAUUACAGAUACUUUGUCAAAGGGUGAAACAAAGUUCAUGGGUGUUUGCCAGCUUCCCAGUAAAAAUGAGGAAAAGGAGUAUCCGCACAGAAGAAUCGAUAUCAGGUUGAUACCCAAAGAUCAGUAUUACUGUGGUGUUCUCUAUUUUACUGGGAGUGAUAUUUUCAAUAAGAACAUGAGAGCUCAUGCCCUAGAAAAGGGCUUCACAAUCAAUGAAUACACCAUCCGUCCCUUGGGAGUCACUGGAGUUGCUGGAGAGGCCCUGCCGGUGGACAGUGAGAAGGACGUCUUUGAGUACAUCCAGUGGAAAUACCGAGAGCCCAAGGACCGAAGUGAAUGAGGCCUGCCCGCCCUCCCACGCUGCCCACUGGGGGUCUUAAUUUAUUUCCUAACCUUUGCUGCGUAAGGGUCUUGGGUGUUUUUAAAUGAUUGUUUCUUCUUCAUGCCUUAGCCUGCUUUGUAGUCAAUAAAACCUC